Messenger RNA from Pleuronectes platessa (European plaice), 2135 nucleotides. It is a transcript of the gene ccng2, whose product is annotated as cyclin G2. The transcript has 8 exons. The record is from RefSeq and is a predicted model, not a curated record. Gene Ontology annotation, molecular function: cyclin-dependent protein serine/threonine kinase regulator activity. Gene Ontology annotation, biological process: regulation of cyclin-dependent protein serine/threonine kinase activity; mitotic cell cycle phase transition. Gene Ontology annotation, cellular component: cytoplasm; cyclin-dependent protein kinase holoenzyme complex; nucleus. The coding region runs from base 218 to 1222 and encodes 334 amino acids. Lineage: Eukaryota; Metazoa; Chordata; Actinopteri; Pleuronectiformes; Pleuronectidae.
AGGACAUCAACAAAGGGGAGAAAGAGACGGAACAGAGAAAGACGAGGAAGGAGAGAAGGAAGGAAGGAUAGAGGGAAGGAGUCCACAGAAACAGAAACAAGAGAAGCAGCAGAAACAAGAGAAGCAGCAGAAACUCGAGAGAUGCGGAUUUGAGCUCAUCAGCAGUGAGAAUACUGUUUGAAAAGUGGACAUCACCUCCUCCUGUGCCAACUGAGACAUGGACGCCUACAAGCUGAUGAAGGAGCUGCGGGUGAAUUACGAGCAGGAGGUUUUUUAUCUGCCCAAAGAAACGGGACUGGUCCUCAUCGAGUCCUCCACACGGGACGAGAGUCGGAUCUCGGCCAAGUGCAGAGACGUCCAAGUGGAGGACCUGUGGAGUCUCACCAGCUUCUUCGGUUACAGCACGCAGACCUUCGUCCUGGCUGUGAACCUGCUGGACAGAUUCCUGGCCUUGAUGAGGAUCCAGCCAAAGCACCUGUCCUGCGUGAGCCUCAGCUGCCUCCACAUGGCGGCCAAGGUGACGGAGGAGGAGUGCGACGUGACGUCCAGCGACGAGCUCAUCCGCAUCGGCCAGGCCCGGUUCACGGCCUCCGACCUCUGCCGCAUGGAGAAGAUCGUCUCCGAGAAGCUCGACUUCAAGUCCAAACCCAUCACUGCCUUAACCUUCCUGCAGCUGUACCAUCAGAUCGCACUGUCACACUCCAUGGACAGGAAGGAGACCCUGAGCCUGGAGAAGCUGGAGGCUCAGCUCAAAGCCUGUCUGUGCCGAAUCUCCUUCUCCAAAGCAAAGCCGUCCGUCUUAGCCCUGUCGCUCCUGAGGCUGCAGAUCAUAGCUGUUCAGUCGAAGGACAUGUUGGAGAUCGCCUCUCAUAUCCAGAGACACUUGAAGAUUGCGGACGGCGAGCUGCGGCUGUGGAGCGAGCGCGUGGCUCAGUGUCUGUCGGACUACGCCUCGCCCGAGUGCAGCAAGCCCAACCACAGGAAGCUGCAGUGGAUCGUGUCGCGGCGGACCGCCCAGAACCUGCACGCCUCCCGCAGCGUCCCCGAGCUGCCCACCAUCCCCGAGGGGGGCUGGGGCGAGAGCGAGAGCGAGGACUCCUGUGAGGACGUGAUGAGUUCAGGUGAGGAGUCGCUCAGCAGCUCCCUGGGCAGCGACGCCGAGGGGCCGUACUUCCCUCUGCACUACCGCCAACAGAGGGACCGGGGACACCUCCUCGCCUGAGCUGCCCCCCCCCGAACCCCCCCGCCCCCUCAGACCUCCUUUAAUUUAUUGCUGAAUAAGCUGUGUUGCUGGAGGAGACUUGUGCAGCCGAGUGCUCUGGAUUCCUCUGGUAGACUUGGUAGAUUCUAGUUAGUGAAAGUGUUGGUGCAUGUUGAGACGUCACAUUCCAGGAGGAGAGAGUUUGAGGAUGAAACGCCGGCGGCUCGGUUCCAGGUGCUGAUCUCACCGAGGCCCGGGUCAGAGCACACACAGGUCUCCUUGUUGGGGGAAAAUGAUUUUGCCAAAACACGUGUUGUUUAUUUCCUAGAAUGUUUCUGACUGUUAUUAAUCGAAGACUGUUUUUAUUGAGGGUAAAGAGAAGUUUGUUCAGAGCAGUCGCGUGGUUUCGUUUCAGCCUCGUCAACAUCACGUUAUCGUUUGUGCGGCUUGUUGGAACGAAACUGGAGCGUUUGUUAUUUCUCUGAUCGUCUGUCACAAGUUUAAUUUGCACAGUUUUUCUUUUUAAAUCUCAUUUCCAGUGUUAAAUGGUAAAACUGGAGUUUGCGUUUGAAGAGAAACUGAAGAGUGAGCGAUGCCAUGCUUCAGAAUCGGAGCCUUGCAUCACCACAGGGUGUUCAGACUGUGUGUGUGUGUGUUUGUUGACGUGUGUGUGUGUGUGUGUGAUAUAUUUAAAGUUAGAAUGUAGCUAAAAAAAAAGGUCUUUGAUUCUUUUCUGAAAGAAUGUUGAAUGAAAAGAUGCCGACCACGUGUCCGAAAACUCAAAAAAAUGUAAAAAAAAUGUUAAUACAAAAACAUGUAAAACUGUAAAUGAUGUACAAAAAAAAUGUUAAUAGUUGUGUAGAUAUUGAGUUAUUUAUUAUUUUUUGUCACCUGUACUGAAAAACGAAAAUCUUAUAAAAAUCUUAUUUUUUAA